GUGAGAAAAACGAAGUCUUUGUAUGGAAGUCUCCGGAAAAACUUGAAGCGUGAGAGGCGGCAGCAAGAAAGAAACCAUCGUGCCUUUGUUCCUACGUAGCUCCGAGUGGUCACCGUAUUCCUUCUCAAUUCAGGAGUCUCUCUUUCUCCCGCUUUGGGAGUAGGUGAGUUCCAUGAGUGAGAAAGAUGGCGGUGUCUGAGGAAGAAUUGGGGGCUGAGCCGAAGCCCACGAAUAGCGUCCACUACUUAGCUAAGACCGUCCUCAAAGGCAGCGCCAUCCUUCACGCUGCCCACGGCCGCAUUCGCUCCCCAACCACCUUCGACAUUGUUCUCGGCAAGGAAACAUCUAUAGAGUUGGUAGAAAUUGGUCAAGAUGGAAUUUUGCAGUCUGUUUGUGAACAAACAGUAUUUGGAAUAAUAAAAGAUCUCUCUGUUCUACGCUGGAAUGACAAAUGCCGUGCGUUUGUAUCGCAGACACAUGGAAAGGAUCUCUUGGUAGUGCUUUCAGAUUCUGGAAAGCUUACUUUCUUGACGUUCAGCAUCAAAAUGCACAGAUUUUUCCCGGUAGCACACAUCCAUCUGUCACAACCAGGAAACUCAAGGUAUCAAUUAGGAAGAAUGCUGGCAGUUGACCCAAACGGCUGUUUUGUAGCUGUUGCUGCGUAUGAGAACCAACUUGCUGUUCUUCCUGUUUCAGCAUCAGCUGGAAACAAUAUUGUUGACAAGAAAAUUCUAUAUCCUGCACCACUUGGAGGUGGCCCUAGCUCAACAAGGGAUUCUCAAGAUUCUAUCUCAGGCACAAUAUGGAGCUUUUGUUUUGCUUCUAGAGAUUUCACUCGGUCUGCAAAUGAAGCUUGUGAUCCUAUUCUAGCAGUCAUUAUUCAUAGAAAGAAGAAGAUCUUGAAUGAGCUGCUUCUUUUGGAAUUCAGUAGUAGAGAUAGCUCCAUUCAUGUCAUGUCUCACUAUAAGGAUGGGUCUCCUCUUUUCUUAGCUGUAGAUGAAGUUCCUCACUUACCUGGAAUUUUGUUGCUGUUUAAGAUUGGUGAAGUUCUUUUACUGGAUAUUAGGGAUCCAUAUCAUGCAAACUGUGUUUACAGAGCAAAUCUAUGUGUACCUAUUUCAAGUGAAACCAAGGAUGUUUCAAAUGAAUGCUGUAGAACUCUAGAAGUUGACGAUGAAGGAAUCUUUAGUGUUGCUGCAUGUGCUUUGCUUGAAUUAAGUGACUCUGGAAUGGACAUAUCAAAGGAAGACGAUCCUAUGAGCAUUGAUGGUGAAAGCAGUAAAUUCAUUUCAAAUUCGAGUUUCAUAUGCACAUGGGAUUGGGAUCCCGAGAAAUCAGCAAAUUCAAAAAUGAUCUUUUGUACAGAUGCUGGUGAAUUAUAUAUGUUGAGUGUUUCUUGUGAUGUCCAGGGCUAUUUCAAGGUUGCCAUCACUUCUUGUCUUUAUGAUGGCUUGCAUUGCAAGAAACUUCUCUGGGUCAAGGGUGGUUUUAUUGCAUCAUUUGUAGAAAUGGGGGAUGGUUUGAUUCUCAAGCUAGAUGAGGGAAGAUUAUUUUAUCAGAGCUCAAUCCAGAAUAUCUGUCCAAUCCUAGAUGUGUCAGUUGUGGAUUACCAUAAUGAAGAACAAUAUCAAAUAUUUGCUGCUUGUGGUGUGGGCUCCGAGGGGUCUCUGAGAAUAAUCCGAAGUGGUAUCAACAUAGAAAAGCUUCUCAGGACUGCCCCUAUUUAUGAAGGAGUGACUGGUAUAUGGUCACUGCGCAUGAAAAAGGGUGACGCAUUUCAUGCUUUCCUAGUGAUUUCCUUUGUUGAGGAAACAAGAGUGCUAUCUGUUGGUGUAAGUUUCUGUGAUGUGACUGACUCUGUUGGAUUUUUCCCUGAUUCAUGCACUGUGGCUUGUGGCCUUGUGGAAGAUAGGGUUUUGGUUCAGAUUUGUAGGCAUGAAGUGAGAAUUUGUGUGCCAACCGUUACAGCUCACUCAGAAGGUAUUCCAUCUUCCUACCCAAUUUGUAAAUCAUGGAAACCAGAGGAUCUCACAAUAAACUUAGGAGCUGUUGGAAACAAUCUGAUAGUUGUUGCUACUUCUAAUCCAUGCAUUCUGUUUAUUCUUGGUACAAGAUUGCUGUCUUUUUGUAAUUAUGAGAUAUUUGAAAUUCAAAAAAUUAAAUUGCAAGCUGAAGUGUCCUGCAUAUCAAUACCACAGGAGGAUUGCAGUGCACAAGAGACAUUACAGAGUACCAUAACAUUUGCAGGAGGUAGUCCUCAGGCCUUUUUGCCAAAUGGGAUUGAGAUUUGUAAAACUUUUGUUAUAGGCACUCACAAGCCUUCAGUUGAGCUUCUUUCUCUAGUACCAAGGGAGGGCUUCAAGGUCCUGGCUGUAGGGAAAAUUUCAUUAACCAAUGCUAUGGGAACAGCUAUCAGUUGGUGCAUUCCACAAGAUGUGAGGAUUGUAAUCCUAGACCAAUUUUACAUCGUCUCAGGCUUGAGAAAUGGAAUGCUGCUAUGGUUUCAGUGGCCUGCAAUUUCUUCAUCCUCCUCGUCAGACUAUGUAAGUCCCAAUUGGACUGCAACUGAUCUGCCAAGCAUGGUGUUACCAUUGGUGACUGAAAACAUGCAACAGUAUGUGACAGUUAAUGUGAAUGAGGCGUCUGAAGGUUCAUCACCAGUUCAGUUACAAUUAGUUGCUGCUCGUCGUAUUGGUGUGACGCCUGUUUUUUUGGCUCCUCUAAGUGAAUCCCUUUAUGCCGACAUAAUUGCACUAUGUGAUAGGCCUUGGUUGCUGCAAACUGCAAGGCAGAGCCAACGAAUUGCUUAUACUUCAAUAUCAUUUCAAUCUGCCAGCCAUGUCACGCCAAUAUGUUCUGCUGAUUGUCCUAAGGGCAUUUUGUUUGUGGCAGAGAACUGCCUCCAUCUGGUUGAAUUGGUGCACAUGAAGAGGUUGAAUGUGCAGAAAUUUGACCUUGGGGGCACACCAAGAAGAAUCUUAUUUCAUAGUGAAAGCAGAACAUUGCUAGUAAUGAGGACGGAGUCUAGCAAUGAUUUCAUAUCCAUGUCAUCAGAUAUUUGCCGUGUGGAUCCUGUUAGUGGUUUUAUGAAUUCGUGUUUUAAAUUUGAUCCAGGUGAAACACCAAAAUGUAUGCAGCUUACUAGGGUUGGAAAUGAGCAGCUGUUAGUUGUUGGAACCAGCCUUUCCACUGGUCGAAUUAUUAUGGCGAGUGGAGAAGCGGAAAGCACAAAGGGACGUGUUCAUGUGUUUUGUCUAGAAUCUACACAAAAUUCAGAUAGUGGUUCAUUAGCAUUGGGUUCAAAGUCAGGUUCAUCAGCUCAAUUAAGUUCUCCUUUCCGGGAAAUUGUGGGAUCCACAGAAGAGUUAUCAAAUAGUAGUUUGUGUAGCAGCCCUGAUGAUAACAAUCUAGAAGGAAUGAAGGUUGAAGAAAUUGAAGCACUACACCUGAGGCCAAUCCAUUCAUUUAAAUUGUCUGGAGCUGUUCUUGCUGUAUGUCCAUACCUUGAACGAUAUCUCCUGUUAUCUGCCAGUAACAUUCUCUAUGUAUAUGGGUUUGUGAAUGAUAACCCUCAACGCUUGAAAAAGUUGGCAUCAACCAGGACGCGCUUUACAAUCACUUGCCUAACUGCUCAUCAUAAUAGAAUUGCAGUUGGAGAUUGUCGUGAUGGAAUCCUCUUUUAUUCCUACCUAGAAGAUCAGAAUAAGUUAGAGCAACUUCAUUGUGAUCCCUGUCAGAGGCUGGUUGCUGAUUGUGCUCUUGUGAAUUUGGAGACUGCUUUUGUGUCAGACCGCCGAGGAAGUGUUGCUGUCUUGUCUUCUUUUAGUCAUCUAGAAGAUAAUGCAAGCCCAGAGCGCAAUUUAACACUUUGUUGUUCUUAUUUCAUGGGAGAAACGGUGAUGAGCGUGAGAAAGGGAUCAUUUUCUUUCCGGCUACCUACAGAUCUGAUAAAGGGCUGCAGCAGUAGUGAGGUGCUUUUGGAUUCAGCAGAUUAUACUAGUGUUAUUGCAUGUACGCUUCUGGGAAGCGUGGUAAUAUUUGUCCCUCUCUCAAGGGAGGAACAUGAUUUAUUAGUAGCUGUACAAGGUAAACUAAUUGCUCACCCUCUUACUGCACCUAUACUCGGAAAUGACCAUACUGAGUUUCGCGGGCGAGGAUCUCCGAUGGGCGUACCUCAGAUUCUUGAUGGUGACGUGCUGUCACAGUUCUUGGAGCUCACCAGUCUUCAACAACAUGCAAUACUAUCUUCUGAUUUGCUGGGUUCUAGUGGUUCAAAAACCAAGUUUUCCAAGUCGACAUUACCUGUUGACCAGGUUGUCCAGUUGCUUGAACGCCUUCUUAAUUCUCUCAGCUAGCAACUAUUCUUGAUUCCACUCACGCAGAAUGUGACAGCAAACGGUGAUUGCAUCUUAUCUUAACCGAGAGCAUUUGCUAAGUGUUGAUGCAUGGACAAUGAAUGAUCACAACUUGAUCCCAGCCUACUUUGAUUGGGUUUGGUCUAAUACCUUGUGGAUGGUCUGACCAAUCAGGGUCGUGGCUUCUCUUGUGCCUACUUUGCAGAUAUUGCUGAAGCAGGGAUUGGAGCUUCAGUUAAUCUGUUAUUCCUGCAAAUAAGUGAGUGAAAGUGGUUGUGGAGGGGCAGUGAUAUCCACUGUCAAGCUGCAAUUCUUAAUCAUGGAGCUGAAGAAUGGUUCUAAGAGACACUAAGAUUUCUUCAGGAAAAAUUGGCCCUUAAUCGUUUGCUGCACCAUAUUCUUCAAAUUCCUUUUAGAAGAGUACUGUCGGUAUAUUUAUAAAGUCCCAUGGCAAAAGUGGCGUCUUAGAUAUGCCGUGUUCCAUGUCUGUAACAGUGCAGAGUUGGAAGUUUAGGAUUAUGCCUACCAACAAAAAUUGGGAUUCCUGCAUUGGAUGGCAUUGCCAGCUGGAGUCUUAACUCAGUGGUGGAGUUUUAAGCAUAAAAUCUUUCUAGUUCUGUCUGGACCUUUUCCGAGCCAUGGCAUUGGUGUUGAAAUCAGCUCCAUGUGUACGAUAUUCCACUCUAAUAUCACCUAUGUAUAACUGGCUCAAACAAGUAUGAUUCUUGUAAUGAUACCUAUGUAUAUAGAUACUUGUAGUUUUCUAUGUAAUUGGAUUAGUCAAAGAAAGUUGCCAAUGAAGGAGAUUCUUUCC
Nymphaea colorata (pocket water lily) is the source of this 5169-nucleotide messenger RNA. RefSeq lists its product as uncharacterized. Lineage: Eukaryota; Viridiplantae; Streptophyta; Magnoliopsida; Nymphaeales; Nymphaeaceae. Bases 186 to 4355 code for a protein of 1389 amino acids. Gene Ontology annotation, molecular function: U2 snRNA binding; protein binding. The record is from RefSeq and is a predicted model, not a curated record. Gene Ontology annotation, cellular component: U2 snRNP; nucleus. The transcript is spliced from 16 exons. Gene Ontology annotation, biological process: mRNA splicing, via spliceosome.